AUGAAGAUUUGCCGUACGAAGCUGAAAAAGCAGACUCCCGAACCGCCUCCCGAUGUCAAGGUGCUCAUUGAUGAAAUUCUUUCAUAUGGGAACUUGAAGGAGCUGGCGAACUUUUUGUGUUCGAUCAGGACGUGGCAAUGGAGCAAGAGUGAACUUUGUCACUGGAUUGAUGUUCUCGAUCUUUUCGACGAUGUAUUGGAAGAAGCAUGUCGGCGAAAUCCCGACAGUUGGUUGCUCGAAUGCGAUCGUUCCGAGCCGGUCCUUCUACCUGGCGUGCUUAAUUUUACAUCUCACUUGUUUGAACACACGUUCUCCCGCCAUCUGUACAACUCAAUGGAGCACCUGAUCACCUUGCUCGAGUCCAGCCGGAUGAACGUGGUCCUGAGCACGCUCAGUUUGCUGUACGUGUUCAGCAAACGAUCGAGUUUUCUGACCCACAUACCGCGCCAACAGCGAGACGAAUUAAUGGAACGUUUGACGUGCUUAGCCGAGAGUUGGGGAGGAAGCAGUUAUGGCAGCCCGUCGACCUGUAGCAAGGCAAACUACUUUGUUCACAUGGAAAACGUUGACAAGAUGACACAGCUGCCCGGUGAGAUCAUGGAUGACAUUCUGACUACGUUUAAAGUGCCGAAAGAAAAGCAGAUCGUGCUCUUCUGCCAGCUACGACUUGCGCAGUAUCUUGGUGAUUACGGUAAACGAUUACAGUGCAUCUUAGCCAGGUUGAAGGCUUUAUCCGUGAUAAUGUAUGCCGGUUACAUGACAGAAAGCUGCAGCGUUCAUCUGUCGAAUGGAUUUGUAGAAGAAUGUAUAGAAUUGCUGAAAUCCCUUUCUUCUGAUUCACUCUGGGUGAGUAGUAGUGUUCAAUGUUUUGGCAACCGACAGAUUUCGAACAUUUUAACCACCACGCCGAAUGAUAUAAGAACAGAGAUCCUGAAGACGCUCACUGCGAUGAUUUACCUCGAUCGUCAACCGAGGCUAAACAUUAUCACUGAGCGAACCAACGCUUCUUACUACCAUGGUUUUUUACCGACAAUGGUGCGCUCCUGUAUCAGCUACCUGCUUCAAUCAUCCGAACGCAAGAUACCACAUUCAUUCAUAACGGCACUGUUUUCGUUCUUGUAUUACAUGGCAGGAUAUGACAGUGCUGGCGAUGCUCUGAUAUCAAGCGGGUUGACGGACACGUUGUUGUCCGUUGUCAGAUCGACCUCGAUCCUGGAUGAAAACAUUACGUUCGUAACGCGUUCCGUGCGAAUUAUUGAUCUGUUCACCACUACCGACAGCGAGACCUUUCAGAUUCUUGGUGGCAUGCCAACAUUCAUUCACCGACUUACGAAAGAGGUCGAGCUGUGUCGUCAGCAGAUGUCCUCCGGCGAUAAGGGCGACAGUACCAUGGACAGCGAGCCAUUGUUGCCUGAGCAUGAAACGGGUUCACCAGAAAUGGAAACUGAUCUACCAAAGCAACAAACAGCUGCGAAAGGCUGUUGUGCGCCUCAGAGAGCUGCGCUGAUCAAAUCGCUGUUAAACUUCGUGAAAAAGGCCAUUCAAGAUCCAAUGUUUAGCGAAUCAGUGCGACACAUAAUGGAUGGUCCUUUGCCGGAACAGCUGCUGCAUGUGAUCCAAAAUCCGGACUACUAUGGUUCUUCGCUGUUUCUGCUAGCUAUUAACGUCUUCACGUCUUUCAUUUUCAACGAGCCCUCGCAACUGUCUACUCUUCAAGAAAAAGGUGUGACAACCAUCAUCAUGGAGGCGCUGUUGGUAAAAGAAGUAUGUAAAAGACAACUGCUUGCAUAGAA
Soboliphyme baturini is the source of this 1793-nucleotide messenger RNA. NCBI's taxonomy places the organism in Eukaryota, Metazoa, Nematoda, Enoplea, Dioctophymatida, Soboliphymatidae. The record is from the annotation of a GenBank genome assembly.